AUGUAUGGAGCAGAGACACAUGGAGGGUCCAUGUAUGGAGCAGAGACACAUGGAGGGUCCAUGUAUGGAGCAGAGACACAUGGAGGGUCCAUGUAUGGAGCAGAGACACAUGGAGGGUCCAUGUAUGGAGCAGAGACACAUGGAGGGUCCAUGUAUGGAGCAGAGACACAUGGAGGGUCCAUGUAUGGAGCAGAGACACAUGGAGGGUCCAUGUAUGGAGCAGAGACACAUGGAGGGUCCAUGUAUGGAGCAGAGACACAUGGAGGGUCCAUGUAUGGAGCAGAGACACAUGGAGGGUCCAUGUAUGGAGCAGAGACACAUGGAGGGUCCAUGUAUGGAGCAGAGACACAUGGAGGGUCCAUGUAUGGAGCAGAGACACAUGGAGGGUCCAUGUAUGGAGCAGAGACACAUGGAGGGUCCAUGUAUGGAGCAGAGACACAUGGAGGGUCCAUGUAUGGAGCAGAGACACAUGGAGGGUCCAUGUAUGGAGCAGAGACACAUGGAGGGUCCAUGUAUGGAGCAGAGACACAUGGAGGGUCCAUGUAUGGAGCAGAGACACAUGGAGGGUCCAUGUAUGGAGCAGAGACACAUGGAGGGUCCAUGUAUGGAGCAGAGACACAUGGAGGGUCCAUGUAUGGAGCAGAGACACAUGGAGCAGCUGGGAUGGGAGAUGGGCGGCAAGGGGACAUGGGCGGCAAGGGGAGAUGGUCGGCAUGGGGAGAUGGGCGGCAAGGGGAGAUGGGCGGCAAGGGGAGAUGGGCGGCAAGGGGAGAUAACCAACAGGGGAGAUGGAGGGCACUGGCAUCAGCUCAGCUGUAG
This is a messenger RNA of Closterium sp. NIES-65, 819 nucleotides long. The record is from the annotation of a GenBank genome assembly. NCBI's taxonomy places the organism in Eukaryota, Viridiplantae, Streptophyta, Zygnematophyceae, Desmidiales, Closteriaceae.